CCGAACUAAACCAUGCUGGUGCGGGACACGUAUUUUUAUUUUUUAUUAUUUUUAUUUUUUAAAUCGUCCGGCAGCAUGUCUGAGCUUCAGUCGGUCUUCGCACAUGGUCUGGUCUGGUUGGGAGGUUGCCGUGUCUGGCUGUGGUAGUGGGGGGGUGGUUUGGACGGGAACGGGCGAACGAUCAUCCAUCUCUGGGCGUUAUAUCAGUGCUUUUUAUACGGGAAAAACAAGCAAUUGAACUCAACACUGCCUCGUGUCUAUUCAGAACUGUAGUAUUAAAAUAUUUAAUAUGCGCCUUACGUAUUAAUACGAACACUUCAUCACAGAAAUGUUCUUGAAAUGUAUAUGUUCAUCGUGUAUUUGGAUCCCAGUGCAUUUAUUUUCCUGUAGAAUUAAACUUGAACACUGACUUAUGUUUUUUUUCAUUAUUCAUAUGUGUUAUAACGUUUUAUAAAAAAAUAACAAGUGAUCUCAGUCAAUUAUGUCUUGAGCUUCUAGUAAUUUUUCCCCCAUUAUAUUGGGGAGUGGUGUGAAGAAAGAAUCUUCAUUUUUAAGUGGUAUUUCCUCGUGGAUAUGUAAAGUGCACAUAAUGGAAAUGCAAUUUAGUUUUGAGCAAGGAAAUGUUAAGUAUUAGUUUUAUUCAAGAUGUUUAUAGCACAAUUGUAUUUUGUCGAAAUUACAUCACUCCGAACAUUGUUACAGCGUGGUAUAUCGUUAAUGUAUUUAUGGAAGUGUUGUAUAUGAACAAAUAUAUUUAGGUGAAAGAUCAAAGGAAUUGUUUGUUUUUCUUAGUUCAAAACUCGGAACGUACAUAAAAUGAGACAAUUUUUGUUUACAGAUUUAUUAAAUAUCGCAUUCAGACUUUCCGAAAUAGUAUUGUCUACGACUCGUUACGACUUGCUUGCAUAAUAUGUCCGUAAUUUGCAUUUAUGCGUGUAUUUGUAAAAGUGUGCUUGUGACAACAUUGUAGCGCUGCCUUUUUCAUGCAUUUUGUUCGAAAGUAGACUUUUUUUUAUCGUGAUUGAAAUUGAAGAAAAAAUUACACACUGCAACACCACGAGUUACCAAGAUAAUCUGCACAGAAACACGUUCUUAAAUCUGCCAUCUGUGUGAUGAUUACCAAAUACUAAAUAAACACUUUCGUACGAUAUUCUGGUGAUUUAGAUUGUAGUAACAUGUCCAUAUAAGAAUGAACAAAACGAUUAAGGCUAUUUUUAUCUGAUUGUUUAACAAGUCAUUGUUGUAAGAAAAAUAUACGUUUCUGGAUGUCUUCCAUCGUGGCAGAUAAAAAUGUAUCGUGGUUUAUCCAUGAAACAGUGGUGGAAGGAAGCCUAAUGUUUGGAACUCUAUUAAUUUAAGAAUAUACAACCAGGAAAGACAUGAAAGUUGAAUUACUGAAUUGUGUGUUUUUAAUAUAUUGUAAAUAUACAGUGUAGUGAAUGCAAAGCACAAUGACGUCAAGAUUGGGACAGAAAGCCCUUGGGGUAGCUGCUAUUGUUGCGAUAAUACUGUUGAUUGUUCUCAUAGUACUAUUGUGGACAGGCGUUGGUGCGGGGGUGUUUAAUUCAAGAAAUUCUGUCGCAUAUCAGCCUCAUAGGGGACACGAAGUAAGGACACACGACUCGGAAUCAUAUAAAACUCGAAAUGAUGAUGUAACAAUGAAUUUCAGCGGAUUCAGCGCUUCUGGAGAGGGACUGGACGUAGUGACUCCAGCGGCGACAUUGUUGAGCGAGGUGGACGGCUUCGCAGAGAAGGUUACGGAUCGGACGAAAGCGAGAAAACUGAGUAUUGACGGGGAAGACGAUGUCCCGAUGAUGAAUCUGAAACCGAAACCCCAAGUAGAGUACGUGAAGCCGGUGAAGAUAUCACCACUUCCUCUACACGAACAGGAUUUGCUGUAUGGUGGUGACCAAUGGGCAUUCACAUCUCCAGUUACGUCGCACACUACACAGCCAACGGCAAGGGAUGGACGCAAUCACGACGUAAGCCAGACCCACCAGCCACCUUUGCGACACCAUUCCGGCCAUUUUCGGCACAAAAUGGCGCUGUUAUGGGACCCUCAUCCUCAGUACGAGUUCGCAGCAUUUGGCCGCCAUUUCCACCUAAUUUUGGCACACGACUCCAGUUUCGUGCACCCCGACUUGCAUGUUACACACGUGUGGCACAACAUGACGAUCCGCGAACACCCGGGGUUUCGCCCCAGCGGCUGCUUCUACACGGGAACGGUUCGAGGCGACCCCCUCUCCAUGGUGGCGGUCAGCUUGUGCCACGGUAUGACUGGCCACAUCCGGACUUCAACAGGCAGCUACUUCAUUGAACCAGCUGAGAACUGGAGGGAUCACACGAGUCCAAUAUUACACGCCGUGUACAGGAUACCAGGAACCAACAGUGCGGAGGAAGGAUGGCAUCAGUGCGGUGUGGUCGAUCAUGAUGAUGACUUCCUUGAGCCCGCAGCCAUGUUGUUAAACCGAACGCACUCUGGAGAGCAGUACGUUGGAGAAGGCGAACGCCCAAGUGGGAGGCGUUCGAAACGAACUGUGGAUAACGAAUAUUACUAUGAUUCUGGACUGUCAGCGCCCAAGAGAAACAAACGAUCGUAUUCCCAGGAAUACUUCAUCGAACUCAUGGUGGUUGCCGACAAGAAGAUGGCAGAAUACCAUGGAGACGGUCUCUACCACUACAUCCUGACUUUAAUGUCCAUUGUGGCCCAGAUUUAUAAAGAUGCCUCAGUCGGAAAUCCAGUCUCCGUGGCUGUAGUUAAGGUGGAAAUAUUAAAGGAGAUGGAGUUCGUAGCUCGAGACAACAGGCGAAGGGAGGCGAAUCAUGACGGAAUCUCGGCGGCGGAGAUGCUGCGCAAAUUCUGUGACUGGCAGAAUUCCGUCAACACCGUGGACGACAGCAGCCCGUUCCACCACGACACCGCCCUGCUUCUGACCAGAGAAAACAUCUGCCGGACUCCAGAAAAGAGGAAAUGCGACACGCUCGGGCUGGCAGAAUUGGGUAAAAUGUGUGACAGUAAUUCAAGUUGUGCCAUAGUUCAAGACAAUGGACUAAGUGCAGCCUUCACUAUCGCUCAUGAACUGGGGCAUGUACUUAACAUGCCGCACGACGAUGAUCCUAAGUGCGUUCGUUUCCGCGACAGCUCCAAGGUACACAAUGUGAUGUCCCGGAUGUUGGAUCACAAGGCAUAUCCUUGGGCUUGGUCAAACUGUAGCAGACACGUAGUCACAGAGUUUCUAGAUGCUGGGAACGGCCAUUGUCUGCUGGAUGCACCACCCCAGGACUUAAUUACGAAGGAGCAAGAACGUGGUCAGAGUCUGCCAGGGGAGAGCUUCACAGAGGACAGACAAUGCCAGCUUGUGUUCGGUGACAAUUCCAAAAUAUGCUCUUACAUGUAUGUAAGAGGCUGUGGUGCACCACAGAUAUGGGGGAACAGGCAGGCUGUCGCACGCAGUAUAUGCCCUGGGCAGAUGGUACACCAUGCAAAGCUGGACGAUGGUGCCAGAGAGGGGAGUGCGUCUUGAAAACUGUCUUGGAAAAAGUUGAUGGCCAGUGGGGACACUGGCAGCCGUGAGUACACUCCAUCUUU
Molecule: messenger RNA, 3589 nt
Organism: Zootermopsis nevadensis
Lineage: Eukaryota; Metazoa; Arthropoda; Insecta; Blattodea; Termopsidae
Source: RefSeq, a predicted model, not a curated record